AUGUUUUACUUUCACUGUCCUCCACAACUGGAAGGGGAAUGUUGCAGAACUAAUACAUUGAACUCAAACGGAUUUGGGAAUCAUGCCUCUGGAGACUUUGAUGACGGGUUUCUCAGGAGGAAACAACGCAGAAACAGAACCACCUUCACCCUACAACAGUUAGAAGCACUUGAAGCUGUUUUUGCCCAAACCCAUUACCCAGACGUGUUUACAAGAGAAGAACUGGCUAUGAAGAUUAAUCUGACAGAAGCCCGUGUUCAGGUGUGGUUUCAGAACCGAAGAGCAAAGUGGAGGAAGACAGAGCGAGGCAGCUCAGAUCAGGAUGGCGGUAAGGAGCAAAUGAGUGAAGGCACUCCUGCUAGAAACCUUAACCAGUCUCCUGUGGAACAAAACAGAAACAAAAAAGAACUUCUGGACGCACAGCAGAAUAUUAACAGAGCAGUUGGUCCUGGAGGGCCUUUUUUCCCAUCAUGUUUACCCGGGACUCUUCUAAACACUGCGACCUAUGCCCAAGCUUUGUCACAGGUGGCAACUUUAAAAGCAGGAAACCCACUGUGCUCAUGCUGUGUGCCUGACCCUAUGGGCCUGUCCUUCCUCCCUCCUUACGGCUGCCAGAGUAAUCGGACAGCAAGCGUGGCAGCUCUGCGCAUGAAGGCCAGGGAACACUCUGAGGCUCUGCUCCAGUCAGCCAAUCUACUCGGGGCAAUACCAGCACCAGGGGCAGUAACUGCUGUUAGCCUGGGUCAAAUCACCAAUGCAGCGGGAGGGGGAGACACCAGCUCUGGCCCUGCUUCCUCAAAGCUUCCAGCUCAGGGAACCACCCCCGACAAGCAGCUGCACUGCUCAAAGGAGAGCCCGGAUAAGAAAUGAGGGGCAUUUUUUCCCCUGGACAUGAGGAUUUACAAUUUCCUAAUGAACGCCUGCUCCAAUCUUCUUGAGAUGCGGUGAAAAGAACAGGACAAGGUGUUCAGUGUAUUCUACUCUUGUAUUAUAAUUUGAGUGUGGGUGCAUCGAGCUAUUUAUUCAAUUGUUAUUUAUCUAUCAUUGUUACAUUUUACCCAUUAUUAUGAAUGAUAUAUUGCCCAUAUACUUUUUUUUCGGCACUAUAACUGGUGUUGGUGGUGAACAGACUGUGUGUGGGAAGAAUUUACCCUGGCUGCCAAUGUGAAUUCAUAUAUUUUAUAAAUCUAGACCACUUUGAUGUAAGAUGCCUGUAUACUGUGAAGUCAGGUGAUGUGAGAAAUUGCAUU
This is a messenger RNA of Trichomycterus rosablanca, 1250 nucleotides long. RefSeq names its product dorsal root ganglia homeobox (gene drgx). The record is from RefSeq and is a predicted model, not a curated record. Lineage: Eukaryota; Metazoa; Chordata; Actinopteri; Siluriformes; Trichomycteridae. Gene Ontology annotation, biological process: regulation of transcription by RNA polymerase II. The coding region runs from base 1 to 870 and encodes 289 amino acids. Gene Ontology annotation, molecular function: DNA-binding transcription factor activity, RNA polymerase II-specific; RNA polymerase II transcription regulatory region sequence-specific DNA binding. The transcript is spliced from 6 exons.